GACAAGAUGAACGAUGCAGAUGUGUCGAAGCAGAUUCAGCAAAUGGUCAGAUUCAUUCGGCAAGAGGCCGAAGAGAAAGCCAAUGAGAUUUGUGUCUCUGCUGAGGAGGAAUUUAACAUUGAGAAACUGCAAUUGGUUGAAGCUGAAAAGAAAAAGAUCAGACAAGAGUAUGACCGCAAGGCAAAGCAGAUGGACGUCAAGAAGAAAAUCGAGUACUCCAUGCAACUAAACGCGUCGCGUAUAAAAGUUCUUCAAGCACAAGAUGACAUUGUAAAUUCCAUGAAGGAAUCUGCAGGCAAGGAUCUUCUCAAAGUUGCUAAUGACAAGAAGGCAUACAAGAAUCUCAUCAAAGACUUGAUUGUUCAGAGUUUACUGCGGCUAAAGGAGCCAGCAGUGUUGCUGAGGUGCAGAGAGGUUGACAAGAAGGUGGUUGAGUCUGUGUUGGAGGAAGCAAAGAAAGCUUAUGCUGAUAAAGCCAAGGUUUCCGCCCCAAAAGUCACUGUCGACGGUCGUGUGUUUCUCCCACCUCCUCCGAAGGGUGGCGAUUCCCAUGAACCCUAUUGUUCUGGUGGAGUGGUGGUGGCCUCCCAAGACGGGAAGAUUGUGUGUGAAAACACCCUUGAUGCGCGAUUGGAUGUCGUGUACAGACAGAAACUGCCUGAGAUUCGGAAGCGCCUUUUAGGUUAA
Pyrus x bretschneideri (Chinese white pear) is the source of this 687-nucleotide messenger RNA. Its product is annotated as V-type proton ATPase subunit E2. Gene Ontology annotation, cellular component: proton-transporting two-sector ATPase complex, catalytic domain. Gene Ontology annotation, molecular function: proton-transporting ATPase activity, rotational mechanism. The record is from RefSeq and is a predicted model, not a curated record. Gene Ontology annotation, biological process: proton transmembrane transport. NCBI's taxonomy places the organism in Eukaryota, Viridiplantae, Streptophyta, Magnoliopsida, Rosales, Rosaceae.